GGCUACAGCGGAGGCGGAGGAGCCACGACGCGAUUCCCAAACUAGUGCAAGACUUUCCCAAACUGUGGAAUUUCAUUUUUCUUUCGCUGAAAAAAACAGAGCGAGACGCCUUUGGAUAUAUUGUUUUGUGUGGAAUAACUUGUUUUUUUUGCCGUGCAAAGUGGGGGGUGACUGCAUCCAGGGUCCCCAUGCCCUCUCCUGUCGUCGCUGCCCGGCUUGCUGAGCCCUCAGUCGGGCCUCCUCUGGGCUGCAGGUGAAGCAGGACAGCAGGGACUGGACGGUGGUCUCGUGGAGCCCGCGGCGGUGGAGGUGGGUCGUCACAGGGCCCAGAACCCCCGACAGCAGGCAGAUAAAGGACCUGCACUGUCCCCUGCCACACGAAGAUGAACAGACUGACCUUCCAUAACAACAAAACAAUGCAGGACCGCCGCUGUGUCUGUGUCUUUUUGCCCAAUGAUGACACUCUCAAUAUCAUCGUCAAUGUGAAGACUUUGUGCCAGGAACUGUUGGUCCAGGUUUGUGACCUUCUCCGGCUGAAGGACUGUCAUCUUUUUGGGCUCAGCGUCAUUCAGAAUAAUGAACACAUCUAUAUGGAGCGAGAUCAGAAGCUGUCCAAAUACUGCCCCAAGGAGUGGAAGAGAGAAGCCAGCAAGGGUAUCGACCAGUUCGGACCUCCGAUGAUCAUUCACUUCAGAGCUCAGUAUUAUGUGGAAAACGGGAGGUUGAUCAGCGACCGGGUGGCCAGGUACUACUACUACUGGCACCUGAGGAAGCAGGUGCUGCUCUCACAGUGCAUCCAAAGAGAGGAGGCCUACUUCCUCCUGGCAGCCUUCGCUCUCCAGGCUGACCUCGGGAACUUUAAACGCAACAAGCACUUUGGGAAGUACUUUGAACCCGAAGCCUACUUCCCCCAAUGGGUGAUAGCCAAGCGUGGCCGGGAAUACAUCCUGAGGCACAUCCCUAACAUGCACAAAGACCAGUUUGCACUCACGGCUUCAGAGGCGCACCUCAAGUACAUAAAGGAGUGCGCUCAGCUGGACGAUGUCACCGUGCAUUACUACAGGCUGUACAAGGAUAAAAAGGAAGUUGAAGCGUCUCUCACAUUGGGUCUGACCUUACGUGGAAUCCAGAUAUUUCAGAACGUCGGCUCAGUGCGGCAGCUCCUGUACGACUUCCCAUGGACCAAUGUGGGCAAACUCGUUUUUGUGGGGAAAAAGUUUGAAAUCCUCCCCGACGGUCUGCCCUCGGCUCGUAAGCUCAUCUACUACACGGGCUGCCCCCUGCGCUCCCGCCACCUCCUGCAGCUGCUCAGCAACAGCCACCGGCUCUACAUGAACCUGCAGCCUGUUCUCAAACAAGUGCGUCGGCUGGAGGAAAAUGAAGAGAAGAAGCAGUACCGGGAGUCGUACAUCAGCGACGCUCUGGAGCUGGACAUGGAGCAGCUGGACAAGCGUUCCCGGGCCAGCGGCAGCAGCGCGGGCAGCAUGUCCCACCACAAACGUCUGUCCCGCCACUCGACAACCAGCCACGGCAGCUCGCACACAUCCGGCAUUGAAACGGACAGCUUCAGAGCCCCCGGUCAGGCCCCCCACAGGCCCCUACGGACCUGCAGCUCAUCCACGACCAGCCACGGGAGCUCCCACACCUCCGGCAUCGAAAGCAGCGGCAAAGAGCGCAUCCUUGAUGACGAUGAGAUUGAGAUGCUGGUAGAUGACCCCAAAGACUACGAGGAGCUUCACGAGAUGGCUUUGGACCAGGAACUGUGCAUCCACAUCACUGAGGACAUGCUGACAAUGUCACCAGAUCAGACCAAUGGAUAUUCAGGUCUGAUAGUAAAAGACAUUAGUUCCUCCACUUCCAGCUCCUCAGAAACUGUUGUCAAGAUGAGAGGACAGAGCAUUGAGUCGCUGCCACAGACAACUACGAGCCGGAAGCCCCAGUCUUCCACGGACCGCCACAGCCAAUCCCUAGACGACAUCCGGCUCUACCAGAAGGACUGCCAGCAGUGGGCGGAGCUCUGCCAGGACACCGCCCACAGCUACACGUUCGGCUGCGCUCAGGAGCCGAGCGACGGCGACGGACUCCAGGUCCCGUCCGAUCAGCGCGCCGGCGUGCUCGGAGAGCAGCAUCCCUUCCCCAUCAAGAGGGCCAACAAGUACUUCUCCCUGGACCUGACCAACGACGAGGUGCCUGAGUUCGUGGUGUGACGGCGGCAGACGACGGCGGCGCGUUUGCUCCCCCCCCGGGUCGAGUGUGGAGACCUUUCAUGGAACGAGACGAGAGAAGCGCUCUUAGAGGUGGUCAGUAACCAGGCCAUAACGAGGCCCUUCAUCCAAUACCAGAGACUGACCUACAGACAAGGAUUCUGGCUGAAAUGGGACAUCUAUAUAAAGGAAUAAUGAACUUGUUUUAAGAGCCAGCCCAAACUGCUCAAAGCUAAGGAACAGAGUCCUGCCAUCUUUAUUUUUAUCCGGUUUUCAGCAGCUUUACAAAGUCAUACAAAGACUGGCAGCAUAAGGAGCUGAGGUCACUAACAAAGUACGAAACCAGAAGGCCUGUUUCCACGGCCGCCGUACCUGCUGCCUGCAACGUGGAGCCGCGAUCACCCGCUUCUCUGCUCCAGCAACACUUUCACGCCACCGGAGCCGAACCGACGUGAACACACCACCGCCGUGCCUUCCUAACACUAUGCAGGUGUUGAAACACUCGCCUUGACAAUCACGAGCCCUCACCUUGCUCGAACCCCACCAUUCAACCCAUGAGGAUUCAACCUUUUAAGCAUUUCACACACCUCCGCGUCGGCAAGUCGAGCUCGCUUUUUAACUCUCCCAAUAUUUUCCCGAGACAUUUAGACUUGGUGUCCGCGCAGGAACGGGCCCGACUGAGCUCUCCUGCAUGUCCCCACACGAGCCGAGCUUGUGGCCAAAAUACAAUUGAGCGUUGUCUGGAGUCAAAGCGGAGCUGUCAGCCAAAAACAAACCAUGCAUGUCGAUGCUUUACGUCUUCCUUCACACUUCUAGCCUUCUGUCAGCGAGGACUUUUUAAAAAACAAACAAAAAAACUGGAAUCUGUUUUUAUUUUACGUCCUCCAAUCAGAAAGCAACAUUUUUUUUAGAUGUAUUUUUAUAUAAAAUGAUUGUUUAGAUAUUAUUGUGUGCGUGGCUGCUGUCAUCAGUAUUACGAACAAAUGUCGGUGGCAGUGUUAAGGAUGUGGAGUGUCUCAGUGGUUUUAAUCUGACAUCAUCGUUUUAAAUCCCCCAGCAAGAGGCCGGACUCCCCGAGGAUGCGCCGGUACGGGCUGUUAGCUCUCACAGCUGACACGGUAAUACACCGCAGCUGGUGUGGGGGAACAUGGGUCACUGUUACGGGUCAAAAGAACAAAUGGAACAGUACCGCCGUUUAGGCUUUAAUUUCACCUUCUUCUUUUUUUUUAAGUUUUAACAGAAAUGCAGUUUAACUCUUGCAAAAGUUCUCGAAAAAGGGAUUUAUUUAACAAAACAAGACUGAGCAAGCGACACUGAGCUGUGUUAUGACAUAAGAACAAAACCACAGUCCUGACUGGGCACGGGUCGGUAUGAGGCUCUGAUUAAUAACCACGGUCUGUGUUUACACUGUUAUUUUAAGCCAGAAAUAUAUACCAUGUUCUAACAUUUUUUAACAGAAAAGCAACAUUUAUGCCAAAAAUAUUUCAGUGAUUUUUUGCAGCUAUAACUGUGUUAUCUGUAACAUGCAUUUACUGCUAUUAUGAUGACCUGAUCUAAGGGGAAGUGAGGGUCCAGCAACAGUUUAGUGACACCUGGCGUCUUCUCUUGGUAUCGGUCCAGAUCAGUCGGUAACCGAGGCUCAGGGCACAUUUCUGUCUCGUCUUAAACCAGCUCCAGUCUCAAAGAUGUUGCAGCGCUUUAAGCAAACUCUAUGAGCCUUUAGUUGGCCGUCACCUUUGCUUUGGUUGGUUGUUUACAGAGAAGCUGAUGAUUAUUUAAAAAGAUGAGGGAAAAGGAGGGAGGAGA
This is a messenger RNA of Fundulus heteroclitus (mummichog), 4010 nucleotides long. RefSeq names its product FERM domain containing 6 (gene frmd6). Lineage: Eukaryota; Metazoa; Chordata; Actinopteri; Cyprinodontiformes; Fundulidae. The coding region runs from base 384 to 2207 and encodes 607 amino acids. The record is from RefSeq and is a predicted model, not a curated record. Gene Ontology annotation, cellular component: cytoplasmic side of apical plasma membrane; cytoskeleton. Gene Ontology annotation, biological process: positive regulation of hippo signaling. The transcript is spliced from 14 exons.